CAGCUGUUAGACUGUCUUGUACACAAAAGAGUACCGAGAAGAGGAACUCGAGCCUUUCGUUGUCAGCUGUACAGGGAUUAAUGGGGCCUUUGCGGACUAGCCCAAGGGCUCAGUACUAGCUUUCGGAGAACGGCAUAGAGUAGCUAGGAUGCCGGGCUCAAGACAGAAAAGGUCUAUGCAGUCUCGCAGGAAGCAGAAAGCAGCGCAGCAGCGUAGCAAGGGGAUGACAUGGUGCUUUGGGCCUCCUGCCGUGGUGGACGAGGAGCCUCUCAUGACAGUGGAAGAGUUCAGGAAAAUGCAUUGGCGCAGAAAGCGAACCCACCAGCAGAUCCAGGUGCUGUACCCAGUCCACUGGCUACAUCCUCGUGCAGUCAUGCUGCAGGUGCUGUAUGACAGCCUGAUGGGGGAUCCCUGGAUCGCUCCCCGCGUCCCUCCAAGGCUGCUGGAUCUUCUGGAGUACCACAGAACUCUUAUCUUCUACGAUAACGAGGAAGACGAAGAGUUCUACGAUGAUGACUCAGAGCAGGAGGAGGCACAGGAGGGGUUCUCCAUGGCGGAGGACGAGUCAUACCCGGCUGAAGAUGACGAAGAGGUGACUCAGGUGCUGACGAGGCUGGCCAGCACAGGCACCGCAGCCUGCCGCCUAGAUGAAGCAUUCGGCGGCGAAGCUCUGGCUGCUGCUAUGGAGCAGGAGCCCGAACUCAAAGACUGGAUGGACCACACCGAAGAGGAAGAGGCAGCGGUGGAGGAGGCAGUAUUGCCUGAGGAGGCGGAAUUGUGUGAGGAAGAGUAUGGAUCGCCGCGUGAGACUGCUCGCGACGACGCCAGCUCAUGCAGCGAGAGUGACUACCGCGCGCUGCUCGGGUCCCCCCUGCGCGCGGCCCAAGACGACAUGAAGCGCAGUGCGUCACCCAAGCGGCACGGCAUGAGCCAGCCGGUCAUCAAGAUCACAGCCACAUCUUCCACCGUCUCAUCCCUCAACGGCCCCGUCCCCGUCAUGUACUCCAUUACUGAGACUCGCGACGAGGCGCGCGCGCGUCUCAGGGGAAAUGCCCAGCGCAAGGAAGCGGCGGCUGCUGUUGACUCCGAGAAGAAAGCGUUGGCGGAGGCGGCCGGGCGCGCAUCGGCUGCGGCCCGGGUCUCAGCCGCGCAGGCCGCAGCCGAUGCCGAUCAAGCCGACAGGAACGCCCCAGGCCGCGUGGAGCUGGGAGCGCUGAUGGACACCAUGUCGACAGAGACUGGGGAGCGCAACGUCAACGCCGCUGCACAGGCGGUGCAGGGUGCGAAUAUAAAGGCGCUGGAGACGGUGGUGGAGGACACAGAGGCUGAGCUGGCCAGGCUCAACCGCAGCAAGGUCGCCAACAUGGUCAAAAUGUACCAGGGCCUCGAGGAGAGCAACUCGCGCCACACGUCGCCGCGCAUCGGCGCGCGCAAGAGCCCGCUGCCGUCUGAGAAGUUUUCGGAGCCGCUCAUCCCCAAGCACCCCAUCGCCACACCAGACUCCCCCUCCCGAGAGCCACUGACGCCGCGCGGAUACACAUCGCGAUACUUGUCGGCGGUGCAGGCCGCCACCAACACAGUCUCCACCUGGCUUCAGGGCGGGGGUACCGAUGAGGUGUCCUCGCCCAUUGCGGCAGCUGCUGAGCAGCUGCGCGAUGAGCACCCCUUCAAGAGCGGCCACAGCCAGGCGAUGCCCCCGGCAACGCCGCCCAAGCGCGGCGUGACGGAAACGGCCACAUUCAGCACGCCGUCUGCGCAGCUCUUCGACACAAACCCGAUCUACGACGACGUGAACGAGCGCACACUGUGGUCCCCUUUCAACUCGUCCUUCUCCUCCGACUACUGUGCGUUCGGCGGCGGCGCGGCUGGCCGGCCGCGGCGCAACCCGGAGCUGGCCGCGCGCCACGCGGCGGCGGCUGCGCGGCACGCGGCCGCGGCGGCCCGGCACGCCAACGCGGCGGCCAAGUUUGCCGGGCUUCGCAUGCGCUCUUCCCCCAAGGACGGCCGCCGCCGCAGCCACGCCGGCAACGGGCCCCUCUAUUCAAAUGUGAUGGACACAAGGACGACCGACAACGACAUGGCGCACUUCCCCGACAAUGUCAUGUCAACCGUGGACAACAUGCUCUUUGAGCCCUGA
Messenger RNA from Coccomyxa subellipsoidea C-169, 2137 nucleotides. RefSeq lists its product as hypothetical. Lineage: Eukaryota; Viridiplantae; Chlorophyta; Trebouxiophyceae; Coccomyxaceae. The transcript has 14 exons. Bases 149 to 2137 code for a protein of 662 amino acids. The record is from RefSeq and is a predicted model, not a curated record.